AUGGAGCCGGUGGCAUCAAUGUCUGAAGGAGAUUGGAGCUCCUUCAGCGGAAUGUGUUUUACUGAGGAGGCUGAUUUCAUGGCACAGUUUCUCGGUAACUGUUCACUUCCGAAUGAGCUACCAGGUAGUUCAAACUAUGGUGCUUCCUCCAGUUUUUGGAAUGGUCAUGAUCAUGAAUCCAACAUGAACAUGGAAGGAGUUCCUAUGUAUUCUUCAAAUGAUAGUAUGUAUAGUGGCGGUAGUGGUAUUCUCUUCCACCCUCCAAGUCAUGAAACUUACUAUCCAAGUUAUUCUCGGCCUAUCUUGAUGAGAAAUGAUAGUUCAAUAACGACAGAACAUGGUGUGAUGGAUGCUAGUAAUCCAAUUGAAGGAGAUGACUUCCUUAACCAAGAUGUCAGUAAUGACAGCAUGGAGUUUGAUGUAAACAUGAAUGAAGCUGUUCUUGAUGGAAAAGUCUUGCAGCUAGGAAGAAUAGAUUAUGAGCAAUUUCCGAGAGAUAAAAUGGAUCAUAGUCCAUCAGACAGCUCUAAGAAAAGAGCCCUGUUGCAUGGUCCUGUUCCAAAGAACAAGAGAAGCACAAAGCUGCAAAUGGACCUUAAAACUGGCGAUAUGGAUGGAAAAAACAAGGCUGUCCUUCAGAGACAGAACUCUGUGAUCAGUUGCUGCUCAGUAGAUGAAUCUAAUGUUUCUCUCAAGUUGACCCAAAAAUCCAGAGCCAGCAGGGGUUCAGCAACUGACCCUCAAAGCUUGUAUGCUAGGAAAAGAAGAGAGAGAAUUAAUGAGAGAUUGAAGAUCUUACAGAGUCUCGUCCCUAACGGAACUAAGGUUGACAUCAGCACCAUGCUUGAAGAGGCAGUCCAGUAUGUCAAAUUUUUGCAACUACAAAUCAAGCUCUUGAGCUCUGAUGAUCUAUGGAUGUAUGCUCCGAUUGCGUACAAUGGAAUGGACAUUGGGCUCGAUCGGAGGAUUGGCGUUCCAAAAUGAUAACGUUGAAAAGAUCAAGACAUGGUUGUUUUGGAUUUCUGUAAUUAAAUUGAGAGCGU
Capsicum annuum is the source of this 1043-nucleotide messenger RNA. Its product is annotated as transcription factor bHLH84-like. The transcript has 5 exons. Lineage: Eukaryota; Viridiplantae; Streptophyta; Magnoliopsida; Solanales; Solanaceae. The record is from RefSeq and is a predicted model, not a curated record. Gene Ontology annotation, biological process: regulation of transcription by RNA polymerase II. Gene Ontology annotation, molecular function: DNA-binding transcription factor activity, RNA polymerase II-specific; RNA polymerase II cis-regulatory region sequence-specific DNA binding; protein dimerization activity. The coding region runs from base 1 to 984 and encodes 327 amino acids. Gene Ontology annotation, cellular component: nucleus.